AGAAAAUGUUAGAGAAAUAAUAUUUCGAAGUUUGCACGGGGCUAGUAUGAAUUUAAACGGAUUUAAUAAUUUAGAAAAAGUGGCUUUUUUUAGUGGAAAUUUCGCUAGUUUAAAUAUUUCUGAUUUGCAAAACUUAAAGGAAAUAGGAUUGUUCUCCAACCAUGCAGCCAGCAUAAAGAUUACUAAUUGCCCCAAAUUAGAAAAAAUUUAUUUACUUGACAAUAAUUUUGUCAAUAUUAAUAUUCAAGAAGAAUAUCAUUCGUUCAAUAGAAGUUCCAACAAGUUGUAUUUGGAAGUCAAA
Molecule: messenger RNA, 301 nt
Organism: Racocetra persica
Lineage: Eukaryota; Fungi; Glomeromycota; Glomeromycetes; Diversisporales; Gigasporaceae
Source: the annotation of a GenBank genome assembly